AUGUCGUCGAUGGAGGCGCCGCGGACGCCGACAGCGCCGCCAGUCAAGCUCGAAAUGCCGAGCGUGAUCAAGACGGGCAAGACGCCGCUGCAGCGGGACCGACAGCGGCGCAAGGAGCGGCAGCGACGACGCGACAUCCUCGACACGCUCGAGGUGCUGCGGCAUCACGUGCCGAUCAACUCGGCUGAGCGAGUGACGCGGACGGUGCUCCUGCAGCGGACCAUUGAGUACAUCGGAUACCUGGAGCAACGUGUCAAGCUCCUGGAGGCGGCGCCGAUGACUGGCGGCAUGGCCGCGCCGAUAGUGCCUCCGCUUGCCGCGUCGAUGGUGCCGCAGCUUGGCCCCGGCGGGGUGUCGUCGCCGUUCCCCACAAUCGACCUCACGUCCGGUGUGGUCAUGUCUGGGCUCUCGGGCACGCCUUCGUCGUCGAACGAGUCCAUGCCGAUGGCGAUGGCGUCGUCGUCGUCGACAGGCAACCCAAGCAGCAGCAUGCCUGUCUCGGGCUCAGGCUCGGGCUCGCCGCUGGUCGGCCUGAACUCUGCGAUGCCGGGCUACCCGCAUGGCAUGCCUGUGCACGGCGGCUUUCCGCAGGCGAGCCAGUCGAGCGCUGCUGGCGGCUGGCCGUCGCAGGCUUGGAAUCCGUCGAUGCAUGUGCAGCAUCAGCCUCAGCAUCAGCAGCAUGUGCCGGCGCAGCAAGCGCAGAUGCAGCAGGCGCAGCAGAUGCAGCAGCUGCAUCAGCUCCAACAGAUGCAGCAGAUGCAGCAGAUGCAGCAGCUGCAGCAGGCGCAACAGGCGCAGCAGGCGCAGCAGGCGCAGCAGAUGCAUCAGCUGCAGCAGCUGAAGAACCAGGCCCAGAUGCUGCAGGCCCAGCAUCAAGCCUCGCAGCAGGCCGCGCAGCAGCAGGCAAGCGGCAACACCCCUCAACCAACACCAACGGCAAGCGCAUCGGCGAAACCAUUUCCGGCGAACCGCGCGCAAGCAAGCGCCAUCAUGGCAUUGCAUCCACCACCCCUCACUUGUGAUGUUCGGUCGCUCCGCUGGCUCGACAGCUUGAGAGAUCUCCUCGCAUGACUGCUGCGCUGAUGUUCAGUGCGAACACAUCGGUGACCUGUGUGUAAAUGAGCUGCAGCCACGUGCUCGCGUUCACCUUACGCCAUCGGAGCUGUUCACAUGGCACCACGUCGUUGU
This is a messenger RNA of Thecamonas trahens ATCC 50062, 1188 nucleotides long. RefSeq lists its product as uncharacterized. NCBI's taxonomy places the organism in Eukaryota, Apusomonadida, Apusomonadidae. The coding region runs from base 1 to 1071 and encodes 356 amino acids. Gene Ontology annotation, molecular function: protein dimerization activity. The record is from RefSeq and is a predicted model, not a curated record. The transcript has 2 exons.